GCCUGACCAGACCUCGGAGAUACUCUGUGACUACAUUCACCAGAUGGGUGUUGGAGAGGAGAGGCCACUUCAAACUGUGGCAUAUGACUGCAGUAACCACCUCACCAAUAUUACCCUGAGGCACUUGUCGGAUGCAUCAGGAGGGAGUUACCAUUGCUACACCGCCACCUGUGAGGAGCAGAUAUACACAGGUACAGAAAUCAGUGUCAUACUGAAAGAGAUUCAGAAGUGCCAGGACGUUAUUAACAAGAUCAAAGAGAUGCGCAAUGGAAUGAUGGGCAGUGCACUCAUCAGCAUCAUGAAUGAGAUCACCACGGAGGUAGCCAAGCUGCCCCAGUCCCGUUUCCUACCCCGUCCACCAGGUCAUGACCUUCCACUACGCAUAGAAAUGCCAAAAUUCCAGCCCAGGACUUCUAUAAAUUGGAUCCAGCAGCAUGGUCUUAAAGCCAAACGUCUAGACUUGUACCAGGUACUGGCUCCUAAUGCAUACUCCUACAAAGAGGAGUUCAUCCCUGUCAUCAAAAAGGCUGUCCAGUCCCAGGUCCAUGAGAAAGCCAUGGUACAGUUCCAGUGGCACGAUGGGUCCAUGAAGAACAUCCAUGUGGACAUGACCCACCUGUUUGAGUACCAGAAACAACUCAAUGAGGUAGUCAGUCUGUACGAACGCCGCAUCAACUGGCUAGCCUGUGGCAGCAGGAGGCUAUUCGGAUCAGUUACUGAGAAAAA
Molecule: messenger RNA, 726 nt
Organism: Mizuhopecten yessoensis (Yesso scallop)
Lineage: Eukaryota; Metazoa; Mollusca; Bivalvia; Pectinida; Pectinidae
Product: von Willebrand factor A domain-containing protein 3A-like
Exons: 6
Source: RefSeq, a predicted model, not a curated record